Messenger RNA from Penicillium verhagenii, 378 nucleotides. RefSeq lists its product as uncharacterized. NCBI's taxonomy places the organism in Eukaryota, Fungi, Ascomycota, Eurotiomycetes, Eurotiales, Aspergillaceae. Bases 1 to 378 code for a protein of 125 amino acids. The record is from RefSeq and is a predicted model, not a curated record. The transcript is spliced from 2 exons.
AUGCCCAUUCAAUGCCCCCAUCGAGAGGAAACCUCAGCCCUUCAUACGCCUAUUGCUCACCACCUCGUUCUCAUAAGUCUCUCUCGCAUCGCAAGCUUGAACUUCGAUGCCGGUCGUGGAUCUGAUCGAUCAUGGAUUCGGGCAGCCAUAUCUCCCGCGUUUCUACUAGGGAAAGUUUUUAAUCACACCAUCCCGGUACCCAAACUCGCUGCCAGUGAUGAAGAAGUCGCAGCUGGGCUUGCAGAAGAGACAGAACUUGAUACUGCAGAUGUAGCAGUAUGUGUCGCGCUGUUUGAUGUCAUGGAAAUAGAAGCCGAUGUGGCCGACGAUAAUGUCGCACUUGCUUCAGCUUCGAAGGAGCUAAUGAUUGAUUCAUAA